CCAACCCUCUCACCCUCUUCGAAACGUCGCGUUGUCACGUAAUGCCCAUUCAAUUUAAUUUCAUAAUUAAUUUUUUGGAAUAUUUCGUACUGAGGCAAAAGUGCUGUCGCCAUUUCUCGUGAUUUUCUGGCAAGUAAGGAAUAUAAAAAGUGGCCGAGUGUGUGUUAAAUUAAAUCACCGCAUUAUAAAUAACUUGGGAAAUUUUUAAAUCUAAAAUAUAUUCACGCCAAAACGAAACCUCUAUAUAUAAAACCGAGUAUAUCUGCGGACGCGCCAAGUAAUCGAAGCGACAAAAAAUACGCAAAGUUCGAAAAAACGCGACAGAGAGUGCGGGACUGUGUGUGUUUGCCAAAUGUCACUUGUGUGUGCGUCACUGAAGAUAAACCACGAGCACAUAAAAACGCACACACGGCCAUCCAGGCAUCCGACAUAAAAGUAUAUAUUAUUCUAUUUAUUUACGCGCGUGUCUUGUAGCCAAAAAGUAAAUCUUAGCCAGCAGCCGCAGCAGCCACAAAAUGGAGUCGAAACGCUCAAAAAAAGGACGCAAAUCUCGGCCAGCACAGGACGAGAAUCCAGCUCCCCAGCAGCAGCAGCAACAUCAUCAUCCCUGGGACGAAGUGUCGCUACCUGGCGCUGGAACUGGCCCCACUGAGCAGCCGACCAUACUCCUGAUCAACGGCAUCGCCAGCGAUUCCCAGCUAGAGGAGAAGCACUCUAAAGCAGCCGCCUUGAAACUUGCCCUCGAUAACAACAACAUCGAGGCAUCAGUGCCCACCACUCCCGGUGGCUCCCAUCUCCUGGACUUCGAGUCCCAUCUCAUCGAGAGCAUCGCGGACGAGGCCAGUGGCGUGGGCAUCCGGGAACUGACCCCCUUCGAGCAGGAACUCCAGCAGGGCACCUCGAAAGUGGACUCGAAUAACUCGGAACCUGUGAUCGAGGUAGAACCAGCUGGUGCCAAGACCAAACAGCCCGUGGAAAUCUCACCGCCGACUCACCAAAUCGCCGAGGUCGACGAGACGGCGGCCACUCCGUCGGAGGAAGUACGUCGCACCGCCGAGCAGUUGGUGGAUGAGAUCGAACAGGAGCUGCUGCAGGCACUUAGCCGGGAUGUAGACGAGGCGCAGCGGGUGCACAGAGAUCAGGUCCAGCGGGAUCGCGACGAGAUCAGCUCACUCAGCCAACAGGUGGAGGUGCAGCUAAACGAACUGACCGGCAUCCUGAAGAACAAGCCCCAGGCGGAGAUUGUCUUGGAACUGCCGGCGGAAGAGGCGGAGGAGGAGCAAAAGCCCAAGCCACUGGUGGCAGCACCCAAUGAACUGAAGCUCGUAGAGGUUCCCACUCCGAAAACCGAGGCCGAGGAGCAGGAACGCAAGGAGUUCAUCGACUCACUGCCCCAGAUCGAACAGAAUCGCCUGCAGGGAUCGGAGGAGACCACCGAUGCCCAGAAGCUGUCGGCGGACUGCAAAAGGGAGUACUACCAAUCCCUGAAGAAGUACCUCCUGCAUAGCAGCCAGGAGAAGCCACCAGUGCCCCUGCAAACAUAUCGCUGGGAGGAUCUGAAGAGAGCCAAAGAAAGGGGUGGCUAUCCUUGGACACACCUGUACAAACGCCCCCUUGGACCCGACGAGCAGCCGGAGAUUGUGCUGCUCCUGCGAAAGUCCCAGGAACUGCGCUUCAAGUCCGAGUCGCCCAAGUCCCUGAAGAAGGUGCGCUACGACGAGCAGGUGCUGGUGAAGGAGACCGAGCGCUACAUCCAGGAUCUCUCGGAGGACGAGGCGGUAGCCACCACCACCGACGACAGCAGCGAGGAGUCCUCCGAUUCGGAGACCGAGUCGGAGCGGGAUCAGCACAACGAAGACGCCCUCAGCGAGUGCAUCUCCUGCGUUUCCGACUCCGUGCUGGCAGUUGGAGGUCACGCCCGACCACGUAAGACCAAUCGCUUGGCCCACAUUCGUGACCUGAUCCGGCGCAGGCGCAGCGGACGCACCCACGAGGACGCCCAGUCACUGCCCGGAAACUCGGCGAAUCCCAGUCGACAGAGCAGCGUUCACGAGCUUGCCCCGCCGCCGGGAUCCCUAAUCCCGAGCACCGACAAGCCUCCGAAGUCCAGCAAACCCAAGCAGGGCUUCGACAUCAUGAAGAAGCUGAAGAGCCUGGCCGAGCGCCAGAAGAAGCGGCUGAACAUCAAGAGGAUCUCCCUGAAGAAGGAGGACAAGAUCGUUCUGGGCGAGCAGCAGAAGAUCAUGAAGCUAAAGGCCUCACCAAAGUCCGAUCGCGGCGAGAUUCCCCACUUCAUCGAGAAGCAGGACUCUGACGAGAUCCUGGAGCUGGUGGAGUACGAUGAGUCGCCCUGCCGCAAGCGCACCAAGGAGGAGCUGCUGGAGGAUCAGCCCAGUGGAAGUGGAAGAGUGCCGGAACCCGAGGAGAUCAUCGAACUGCCGGUGGUCAAGACUGAGACAGAGGCUCCCACACUGGAGGUCACCGAACCGGCGGAGGAAAAGCUGGAACAGAAAGACGAAAAAGAGUCAGAAGCCGAGGAGGACCCGCCCAAGAAGACACCUCGCAUCCGGCGUGAGCAUGUCUACGAGGAGAUUGGCCAGGCUGGAGCCCAGGAACUGGUGGAACAGCCCCUCCUGGAGCUGGACGCUCUCAAGAAGUCUCUGACGCGUCAGGAUAAUCUCGCCAUCGAUGAAAUUGAGGCAGCCAAGGCGGUGCCUCUGGAUCGCAUGGGCAGCAGUGAGGAGGAGCAGGUGACCGCCGGCAAGCCGGGCGCCCUGUUGGCCCCCAUCUCCUCCAUAGACUCCACCUCUUCGGAUGAGGAGCGUGCCCGACUGGCGCAGCUAUCUCCCGUUACCGAGGAGAGUGAUGAACCCAUGGAAGUCACUACAGAUCUGCGUCCUUCCCUCAAGAAGGAGGCCUCGCCGGCGCCCUCGGACAAGAAGGUGACCUUCUCGCACACCGAGGACGAAGCGGAACCACAUCGCGAGGAUGUCGAGCUGCCCGAGGACGUCCUGGAGGCGGCCACCAAUGCGGCCAGGUGGAAGAACGAGAGUGAUCAUGAAUACGAGCCCGUGGGCGUGACGCCGGCGCACGAAUCCUCGCCAGCACUUGGCCCCCCAAGCGAACUGCAGCUGCCCAUGGAGAUCGAUGCCCCGCUCAGUUCGGCUGGCACCACGCCGCGCACCGAAUCUCGCACCGACUACGAAAUCCACACCAGCCAGGUGGACUCGAGCGCCCUGGAGGAGCUGCCGCUGCAGCCGGAGAACCGACGCAAGGGCUUCAUGGCCUCGGCCCAGGAUCGCACCAAGAAGAUGCAGGAUGGCAUUCGUGAGCAGGCGGGAAAACUGCGAACCCGUCUUCAAACGAAGCCGAAACCGAAACCCAUUUCGGGAAGCCCGAAAGCAAAGGCCAAGGAGCGACGACGCUUCAAGGCUCCCGAGUUCUCCAAGAUCAAGAUGCCCGAGAUCAAGCGACCCGACAUGUCCAAGCUGAAGGAUCUAAAGCGUCCCGAGUUCACCAAGUUUAACAAGCCGGACAUGUCCAAGUUCAAGUUGCCGGAGAAGUUGUCCACCCUGAAACUGCGUCGCAGCAAGAGUUUCAAGGAGAACGAGGGUGAAGUGCUUUCGGAUGAGACACCAGAAGGCACCGGAGCCACUGCAUCACCCACUCAGACUCAGCCGACGCCCAAGAAGAAGUUCGAGUUCAACUUUGGCACCUAUCCACGUGCCUUCCGGAAGAAGAAGCCCGUGGAGGAGCCAAUUCCGGUGGCCACGGAGUCAUCACUGGGCACAGAGGGUUUGAGUGUGAUUCCCAGCACGGAGACGCAGCCAUCGCAGACCUCGACCAGUUCUCCUCAGGGAGAUCGCGGUCCCGGACCCGUUCGCUCCCGCUGGGCGGACAAGUUCUCGGAUGUGAGCUACAACGACAGCGAGGGAUCGCGGUAUCGGCGGUAUGGCAGCGAGCUGGAGAGCUUCGACCGGGAAUCCUCGCUGGAGCGACGCAUGAAGGAGGAUCUCGAGGGCACCGAGGACACGGCCAGCGAGGCCCAGCCGCCAGCGGAGAUGGGCAUCCUGGGCGUGGUGGCCGAUAGCAAACAGUUUGCCGAAUUCGAUGAGGAGAACCGCGCCAUCCACGAGAUCUCGAGCAAGAGAUCGCGGGAGUUCAAGCGCCGGCCAAUGGUGCAUCAGGAUUCGGAUUUGCGCUCGGAGGAUAGCCGAGAUGCCGAGGGCUGGACGGAGAAGGAUAUACAGAAGAACAAGCUGCUCCGGAAGGCAGAAUUGGAGGCGGAGGCGGGAUUCUACAAGUUCCACGACCUGCAGGAUGCCCAGUCCACCGCCAGCUCUGGCAAGAAGGUAGUCAUGGAGCCCAUCGAUGACGACGAGUUCUUCCUGCGCAAGCGCGGCAUCUCCGAGGACAACAUCCAGUUGCGUCAGUACAUCAGCGAGGCCAUUCGCGAGGGCUACGACAUGCCGAAUGCCCUGAAGCAUGUCGGUUAUUCCGCCGAGCAGGUUCCGGCGGAAUACGGCGACUACGAUGUUCCGCCGGCCAAGCCACGUCGUCUGCAUCGCAACUACCAGCCGGACUUUGACUCCCAGGAGUUCCAGCGCAGCGACUACGGCGACGAUCUCUCGAUGUCACAAAAUGGCAGUGAAUUCACUCCAAAGCGACCGCUGCGCAAGGCCCGCAGUCGCAGCAAAUACUCGAUUGAGGGCAGCCAGGAUAUCAUCCCCCAGGAUGGCGGCAGCAGCAUUCAGUACUUCGACGACGACGAGGAGUACCUCCGACCUCCGGUCAGGGAUCAACCGGUCACGGAGUCCGAGCAGGCACUCAACAACCUCGAUUUCGGCGGCAAGGCAGCGGCGAUGAUUCAGGAGGAGAUGGAGCGGGAGCGGGAGCUGGAGGAGCAGCAGGAGCGACAGAAGCCCCGUCCGCAGGCACCGAGGCGCCAGAAGAAACGCACAAGGGACGACGCAUCCGUCGACAAGGAUGCCGACUCCUUCAUCAAUGGCUUCGGUGGUAGAUCAGUAUCGAACACCUUUUUGCAGCCACACGAAGAUGUAAUUGUUUAUCGCACUGAACACGAAUAUCGUCACAUACCGCUAGCCACGCCGGAUAGAUUUACGGACGCCACGUCGGCGCGCACGCAGCGCUCCGAGGACGACCGCACUUCACGCGGUGCCGACUCCAUGAUUCUGGACGGGCACACGAAGUUCCGGCCCGAGGGGGAUGACAACGAGGAUGUGGGGCCAAGGACAAAGAGCGACGAGAAAUUCGUCAUCGACAUGCUGGAGAGCGAUGGCUACGCGGUGGUCCGCAAGGAGCCGCUCCCGAAGCCCACGCCGCCGGCGCGCCGGAAGAAGUUCACCCGAUCGCCGGGCGAGCGGUUCGCCACGUUGCCCAGCAUCCGUGGCUCUCGGGGAUCCCCGCCACCGGCAAGACCACCACCACCACAGCAGUACGUGCCCACGGAGGACUCGCCGCUGGUGCCGCGCCGCCGAUCCGCGGCCAGUCUGGACGAGAUUCCCCUGAUGAUCAAGUCGAACUACGAGAAGGAGCAGCCCCAGGAGGAGGAUGACUACGAGGAGCCGGGGGCCUUGGAACGCAGCAAUCUGCAGUCGGGCGCGGUGAUCAACAAGAUGAAGUUCCGCCCGCUGCCGCCGCCACCUCGUCCUCCGCGCGAGAAGCGAUCCACGAGGGCCGGAAGCCAGACCCUGGACAGCUACGAGGACAGCGAGCAGGUGGCCAGCUCCAGCCAGGCGGAUAGCUACGACCAGGGUGAGUUCGAGGUGGAGGUGUCCACCCAGACGGAUCCCCUGCCCGAUGACUUUGUGUGCGAGGAGUUCGAGAUCACCGAGGACAUGAAGAUCAUCGAGCCGCGACGCUCCAAUGGUUCGGGCAACAAGACCCUGGAGGAUCUCUUGCGCAGCGUGGAGGCAGCCCAGCAGCAGGUGGACGAGGUGGACGGCGGACGAGUUCUCUCCGAGGACGAGCAGCUGGCCAAGGGACUACAGAGAUUCCGGGACGCCAACCAGCGCAGCAUGUCGGAGCGAUCUCGUGCCUCCUCGCAGGCGGAUCGUUCCAAGUCGCUGAGUCGUCCGCAGACGCCUUCAUCGGCGGUCAUAAUCGAGCGACGUGUGCCCACGCCCAGUCUAAUUGCUGGCGAGGAUCUGGAUUCGGCGACAGUGCAGGCCUCGCUGAUUGUGCGACCCAUAAGUGCCGCCGAUCUGAUAGACGACGAUCUGCGGCGCGAGGAGGAGGAACUGCGUCGCGAGGGCCUGCUCUCGGACAGCUCGGUGCAGAGUAAAUCCGAUGUGGAGGACGACGAGCACGGCGAGGUGGCCCUGAGUGACUAUGCCGCCAGUUCGGCGGACUUGGAUGCGGCGGUGGAGCGGCUGCAGCAGGCUCAGCUGGAGAGCGACUUCGAGAGCCGGCUGGAGGAUGAUGAGGUGGAGCGAACGCUCAGGGACAGUGAGUACGAGGAGGAGAAGUAUUCGGAACAGGAAGAGGAGCAGGAGAUAGAGCAACUGGAAAAGGAGCUCACUGAGCAGGAACUGGAGGAGGCUCUGGAAAAGGAGCUACAGGAAGCCAUGGAGAAGGAGCUGUCUGAUUACCGUCAGAAGGAGAAGGAUCAGGAGCAGGAGCAGACCUUCUCCGAGGAGGAACUGGCUGCCUCCGAGAUCGAUUACCACCAAUCUGAAGAGGAGCAGGCCACCUCCGAGGUGGAUUACCAUGCCUCUGAGGAAGAGCAGCCUCUUUCCGAGGAGGAGCACACCGAAAUCCUGGCUGUUGAGGAGCCAAUGGAGAAGUCCACUGCUAGCCAACCCACCGAGGCCGAAGUUGAGCUCAAAUUUGUGGCCACUUUGCCCACCGAACCCGAGGAGGAGGCUCUGGAGGAGGCACCUCUGCCACCGCCACGCCGCAAAUCCACCACCGCCCUGGAGCCCAUUGCCUCCUCCGUUCUGACCAUUGCCGAGCAGUCCAGCCGCGAAGUUACGCCCGUUCAAACGGUGCAAUCCCCACCAGAAGCACAGUUCCCCAGUCGCCUGGCUGAAUUGGAGGUGGAACGACUGCGAGUCCAUGCCCUGCAGGCUGGCCAGAUCCAAGUGUCCCAGCUCCAUGGCGCUCAGAUUAAAGCAGACGAACUGGAGUGCAAGUCUGGGCAAUUGGUGGUGCAAAAUAUCGAACUGCCUCCCGGAUUCAUUGACGAUAUUGUGGAGCGGGUGCGGGAGCAGCGUCCCUGCCUGCUGACCACUGAAACCCAGACCAGCCGGCAGGCCAGUAGCGAACCCGCCUCCUCCGAGAAGGAGCAGCCGGUGAAGCCACCACGUCACAGCAAGACCACCGAGCAAUCGCCACCGCUGGCCAAUCUGGACGAGCAGACCCAGACGGAAGCGGGUCUGCUGCCACUGCCUCCACCGCCGGCGGCUUAUCCCAGUGUGGAGUACCUCCAGUCCCUCGCUCCACUGGCCUUCUACAACCUCCAGCGCAGCGCCGAAGCGGAGCAAGCGGAGGCCCUUCAACCAUCCGAUCGAAAGGCACCGCACAAAUGCCGCCGUCGUCAUGUCCAGGAGCACAUCGAACCCGAAUCCGGUUCCGAGUUGGAGGAGCAGCUGGUGGAGCGACCCAGAUCGCGAUCACGUCGCUCCCGCACCCGCAGUGCCACCCAGCCGCUGGAGGAGGACUACGACGAGGAUCAGCCCAAGACGGUCGUCCAGGCAGGCCGGCAGUUCAUCUCCGCCUGCAGCCUGGAGCUGGUGAACAUCAUCAACCAGCUGACGCACUACGUCCGCGGCGAGGCGGUGGAGCCACAACAGGCGCCACGCAACGUGUCCGCUUUGAUGGUUCUCUUCAUCCUGAUCACUUUCGGAGUGCUGGUAUUCCUGCUAACCGGGCGACAGGUGCACACGCACCAUUGGGACUACUUUAAUCCGCCCGGAAACGAGCAUGGCCGGCAGACGUGAGGAGCUGGAGGAUCCCUUGGGGGUUUUGCAUUUUGGAGCAUCGAAUCUGGCCAAGCAUCUUGGCGACGGGGAAGGAGGAGAAACGAAUUUAAACGCGGCCAGGUGUCCGCUCGAAACUUGAAGGCCUUAAUGAUAUACUAACGAGAAAUUACUUUAGGAAAGGUGCGCCAAUGGGGGCGGAAAUGGGCGAGGGGCGAGGGGCGUGCCCGUGCUACUAGUCACAAAACACAACCAUAAUCGAAACCAGAAUCCCAGUCCAUCAGACACAUACCGACAUCUAACUUGUACUAACCAGAAAUAUAGAGGGAACAUUUUUCAACAUUGUCUACCAACGAAAUCUAUAGAGAUCUAUAUGAGAAGAGCAGCAGAAGCAAGAGAAGCAACGACCAUGUAUUAACUAUGUACUUAGACGUUUUUGAGUUUCAUGCGAGGAAGGAGCGAGGACCACUAAUCCAAUAAAAUCCUAUUUUGUUUGCUCAUUUUUUCUACCAUCUAAGGCGAAGCGAGAGAUUCAAUUGUUGAACAAAUUGUUGUUUAAUUUAGACCAAAAUGUAGGAAUUAAUAUACAAAGCAUACACUCUUUUUCAUUGAAUUCAUUUGAACGUUAUAAUUUGAAAUGCGAGUACUUAGCCAGAAAGUAAACAUAUAUACAUAAAUAUAUAGAAGCGUAUUUUCAAUAAAGCAAAAGGAUAUAAAAU
Drosophila takahashii is the source of this 8659-nucleotide messenger RNA. NCBI's taxonomy places the organism in Eukaryota, Metazoa, Arthropoda, Insecta, Diptera, Drosophilidae. The record is from RefSeq and is a predicted model, not a curated record.